Molecule: messenger RNA, 2078 nt
Organism: Diuraphis noxia (Russian wheat aphid)
Lineage: Eukaryota; Metazoa; Arthropoda; Insecta; Hemiptera; Aphididae
Product: fatty acyl-CoA reductase wat-like
Biological process (GO): long-chain fatty-acyl-CoA metabolic process
Cellular component (GO): peroxisome
Molecular function (GO): alcohol-forming very long-chain fatty acyl-CoA reductase (NADP+) activity
Source: RefSeq, a predicted model, not a curated record
AUCAAAGCGACCGGACUGUGCACGGGUGACUGCAGACCUCACGACUUUGAACGAUUUUCUGUUUUGAUUAUUUGUUUUUUUUUUUUUUACUCAAAUAUUUUAUUAUAUUGUUUGUUGCUUGGAUAGAUUUUUUUCACGAUUUUUUUUUCUAAGCAAACACUUAACAGUAUUUUAAAUAUUAUAAUAAUAUAACAAACAGUAAAAUUGCAAAUUACGAGGAUUUCCGCAGUGAACCAAAGAGUCCCGAGCACAAUAAUAAAAGAGGAUUGUACAGGAUGCCUGCCGAUAUCGAAGUCAUGGAUAAGUUCGACUCGAACAGCCAGAGCACAACUCAUGAUUUCUCGGAAAUUCAAUCUUUUUACAAUGGUAUGACGGUUUUUUUGACUGGCGCCACUGGAUUUGUGGGUAAAUUAAUACUGGAAAAACUAAUCAGAACUUGUUCCGGAGUUAAACAAGUUUAUGUUUUGAUCAGAGAGAAAAAAGGAAAAACUACAGAAGAUAGGUUUAAAGAACUCUUCAAUGAUCCAGUAUUCGAAUUAAUGAAAAAAGAACAACCCAACUAUUUGGAAAAGAUCACAGCAGUAAUCGGUGAUUGUUGUUUACCUAGUUUAGGAAUAGAAGAGAAAUACAGGAACAUGUUGAAAAAUGAAGUUAAUAUUGUUAUACACUCCGCCGCUACAGUAAGAUUUGACGAGCAUUUAAGAAAAGCAGUUAACAUCAAUAUAAUCGCCUUGCAGGAUAUGCUGAAAAUGAGCCAAGGAAUGAAACACUUAAAGGCUUUCGUUCAUAUUUCAACAGCUUAUUCGAAUUGCGCCGGGAGAAAAGUCGUGGAUGAAGUAUUCUACAAGCCACCAAUAUCUGGAGACAAUUUGUUUCAGCUCGUGAACUGUCUUGACGAUGACUACAUCAGCAGAAUUACUCCUUCAGUGCUGAAAGAGUGGCCAAACACAUAUGCGAUGACAAAAGCAAUUGCUGAAGGCGAAAUUGCAACAUACGGUAAAGGGUUACCCAUCGGAGUGGUAAGGCCAUCUAUUAGUGAGUAUAAUGCAUAUUAUAUAAAUACGCCGUUGAUCCUAUAUGAUAUUACAUUGAAGUGGCGCAACCAGAAACAGCAUAAAAAUUCCAAUCAUGAAGUUGAAGCAGACGGUUUGAAUGAGGAACAGUACGUGCCACCAAUUUACAAUGUGGUUUCUUCAAGCUCCAACCCUUUAACAUGGAAAGAAUUUUCAAUCUACAACAAAAAAUAUGGACUCCAAUCGCCCUCCAUAAAAGCGAUUUGGCCAAUUAUGUUGAGGCUUUCCAAAAAUAAAUACGAAUAUACAAUCUUAUGUUUUCUUCUCCACAUCUUACCCGCGUUCUUCAUCGAUUCCCUGGCCAAGUUGAUGGGAAAAAAGCCACAAUUAAUGGACGCAUACAAGAAAAUGCACAAAUUUUCCGAAGUCGUAGCGUACUUCGCCCUACAGUCGUGGAUGUUCCACGACAACAACACGACAUCGCUGAUGAAAAAGAUGUCAAAACUGGACCAGUCCCUAUUUAGGUUCGACAUGACCAAAUUAGAUUGGAACGAGUAUUUCAAAAACCACGUUUUGGGCAUUCGACUGUACAUCGUGAAAGAUUCAAUAGACACGAUACCGGAAGCGAUAAAACGAAAUAAAAAAUUGUAUAUGAUUCACUACACGUUGAUGUCCUUUUUGGUGGCAUUACUGAUGUUAGUAGUAUACGAACUGUUCCUACUAUUCGUGUAGGUAAUUCAAACCUCGGUCGUCCUAAACGGAAAUAUUAUAACUGUACAUAACAAACAUAUUUGUAGAAUGUAUAUGUUGGGUAUAUUUUUCACCUAAUUGUCGUGAAAUUUGUUUUGUGUCUCAUCACGAUGUAUUUUACUAUUCGUAAAGUUGUAUAAUUUCAUGAAAAUAUUUAUACCGUAAUUUAUUUAAAAUUCAAUUAACUUCAUUUUAUUCAAUAUCUGUCGUUGUACAUACUCGAUAUUGUAUGCAUACACGCUACUUUAUUAAAAUAUUAUGUAGGUAUAGUGUCUGUAUUUAGUGUAAGUGGAAUUAAUAAUAAUUAUUGUCAAU